CCUUUAACACCUGGGUGUAUCAUCCCAGAGCUCAUACAAUGACAGUGCCCCCUCCAGAGUCCAUAGUGCUGCCUGCCCCUCAAGGUGUAGGAUCCAGUGCCCAUAUAUUUACUCUAUUCUCUGUCCCCAAUAGUAUAGGAACCCAGAGUGUAUAUAAUGACAGUAUCCACUGUUCCUCAAAGCAUGUGAUUCCAUACUCCAUACAUUCUGUGGAGCAGCAUAUGAGCUUGCACUCGACAAUACAGGCCGGCCUUAUGUGUUUUGUGCCACCUGUCACUUUAUCACAGGAGCCCAACAUCAGGCAAUAUGCACAAAUCAGUGUAGCUGACUAUAUUUUUUUGCAUUGCUUUCCCCCAGAAUUUAAGCAUCUUUAAGAGUCCUUUACAUAGAGGCAAAUCGCCAUGCUUCUUGAGAAUUCUUUCUAACAAGAAUCCCUGCGUUAUGGUCGACACUCUGGGAGUGGCGCCCACCUCAAUUGUGCCUGAUGCAUCCAAGCAUGGUGUGGAAAUUGUAUCGCAUAUGAAAAUCGUAUUAGUCAAAAGAGAAUUUGCCAAGCCUUCUUAUAUUUGUUUUUUAUAAUGAUUUUAUAGUCAUAUUUCUUCCAAUAUUGGUGAAUUGUAGAUUUCUAUGUUCCAUUAUAUGACCAUUCUGUGUUGUGUUGUGUAUACUUUUCAAUUGCUGCUCAGACUCAACUGGCACAUGCCACUCAAACACCAGCUCUCAGGAGCCAACUGUCAUAACUGUCAUUUAGCCAGUGUGGAGUGACUGCAGGGAGCUUGUGUGAGUUGGAGAGAGUUUUUGGAGAUUACAGCGAUAGAAGAAGAGAUUUGAGCAGUAAGGUGAGUUUGUAUUGCGGAGGAAGAAGAAAAGCAGGAGAAGAAGAAGAAGAAGAAGAAGAAAGAACAUCCUUGGAAAAGAAGAAAAAUGGAGAAGAAGAGGAGAAUAUCAGAGAGUCCAGUGGAGGACCCAACUAAAGGAAAAAAGAUACAACUGAAGGAUUUAAGGAUUUGCAUAGACCGUCUAAAGCAAUAUCCGCUGAGAAGAAAAAGACAGAGAAGUCCAGAGGAGAACCCAGCUGCAGGAGAAAAGAUAAAGCUGAAGGAUUUAAGGAUUUGCAUAGAACGACUAAAGCAAUAUCCACUGAGAAGCAAACGACUGAAAGGUCCGGAGGAGAACCCAGCUGCAGAAGAAAAGAUUACAACUAAAGAAAUAGAGACGAAUAAACAAAUUGACAGAGAUGUGGAUCGAAAGCAAUAUCCACUGCGAAGGAAAAGACCAAGAAGUCCAGAGCAGAGUCCAGAGCAGAGCCCAGCUGGAGGAAAAGAGAAGGUUAGAGAGGACGCCAAAACAUCGGAGUACCUCGAUAUUGAAAAUUACAGCCUUAUUAAAGAACUAGGACAAGGCAACUUCGGCAAGGUGGUGUUGGCAUCGUUUAAAAUCAAGAACCAACUAACUGCAAUCAAGAUCAUUGAAAAGCAGCGGGAGGAAGAUUUUGAAUAUGUCAGACGAGAGGCAUCGGUUCUCCAGAUUGCUAGCAGAAGCCCAUUUCUAUGCCGGGCAAUGGCAACAUUCCAAACUAAGUCACUAAUCCUGCUAGCCCUGGAGUACGUCAAUGGCGGAACACUGGAGAACAUCAUCGAGGACCGAGGACGUCUGAGUAACAAGCAAGUGCUGUUUUAUGCUUCAGAAUUAGUGGUGGGUAUUCAGUUCCUGCACGAGAACGGGAUCGUUCAUCGUGACCUCAAACCAGAGAACAUAUUGGUGGAUGAACAGGGCCAUGUGAAGAUCGGUGAUUUUGGCCUUGUCUGCACCGGUAUGUAUGGAGUAAACACACGGUGUGGCUAUUACGGAACACCAGGAUACACGGCACCACAGGUUUUAUUAGAGGAGCCAUACGACGCUGGAGCUGACUGGUGGUCUUUCGGAGUCAUCUUGUACGAAAUGGCCACCAAUAGGUUACCAUUCUCACCGAAGGGAAACUUGAGACAACAGGUAGAAAGCGUCAUCAACAGAGAGCCUGAAUAUCCAGACUCCCUUUCUACCAAACUGCGUGACCUCAUAAAACAGCUCUUGAAGAAGAAGGCCAACCAACGCCUUGGGGUGAAUGGCAACAUCCGGGAUCACCCAUUUUUUUCAACUGUCGAUUGGUCAAACGUGGAGAAAAGAACAUUAAAGCCUCCUAUAAAACCAAGUCAUGAAUCAGCCACGGGGUUCAACAGGAAAUACAUCUCAUUCCCGAAAGAGGACCCCAGCGAGACCCGUAUGCUCGAGGGGUUCGAUUACGUGGACCCGAGCUGGCUGGAGUAAUGAGUAGCUGUGCCGUCGGCAAGAGUCAUCCCAUCCAAGUACCGUGCAACAUUCCACCAGAACACCACUAGCACCUCCACUGCUUCAUCCUGCAUAUCUGGUAAUGUAUGACAUUCUGAGAACAGCAAAGGUGAGCAAAUAAUGUUAAUUACCAUCUUACUGUCCUGCUCUACCUUACAAUUACAACACCAGAAAAGGUACUUCUCCCCAAAAUGCACCAUCUUGCAGGUUAGUAGCACUGUGACCAACAUCACCGCAGAAAGCGCUUACAGCUGCAUUUAAUAUCCCCAAGUGCUUUCUAUGCCUUUACCAACUUAUGCAGCUGUUUUUUUUUCAUGUUCACAGCUUUGCACUUUUUAAGUUAAAAGUUUAAAAAAACAAAACAAAAAAAACAAAAAAAAAAUCCCCCCACCUUUCCUAUGUUAUACUACCCCCAUCUUCCCAUGUUAACCCUUCCCUUAAGGUUUAAUAAAGCACAGGCUUUAUCAUUAUCUGUGAUGUCAUCAGAGGGGGGGAUAGGGGUGGGCAUAGCUAGUGGCCUGUCACAAGCCACCAGCGGUACCCCUCUAAUGACAUCACAGAAUACAUGCUCAACUAUCCUUUCAUUUCUAUCCCUUGCCAAGCACAGCCUGUUCCCCCCCAGGCCUUAUAGAGCACAGCCUGUUCCCCCCAGGCCUUAUAGAGCACAGCCUGUUCC
Messenger RNA from Xenopus laevis (African clawed frog), 3004 nucleotides. Its product is annotated as protein kinase C delta type-like. Lineage: Eukaryota; Metazoa; Chordata; Amphibia; Anura; Pipidae. Bases 925 to 2307 code for a protein of 460 amino acids. The record is from RefSeq and is a predicted model, not a curated record. The transcript is spliced from 13 exons.